AAGGCAUAGAGAAAAGAUAGGAAGUUAGUCUCGCGCAACCCAACUCAAAUUUAUGUUAUUGUAUUCGUGGGACUUCUGUAUCCAUAAUGGAUCCUUCUAACUCUGGACUCGACAACGAUUGCAAGAAAGAAAUAUACAAAUACCACAAGAAAGAAUUCAACAACUUGAGAAAAAUUACACUGAAAGAAGCCCGACUCCAUCACCAUAAGCUAAACCUAGAGCAAUUUGUUGUAACUGGAAAAUGUCCGAAAGGACUCGAAUUCACUCCGAAAACUUGUGCCGCCCCGCUGAAAAACUUGACCAAAUGGCAAAAUUUACAUAAAGAAUUUUCAAAACAAUUGACGAAGCAAGCUCUUAAGGAAUGUCGUUCAAGUUUAAAUGAGAUAACUAAUACCAGGUUAGAAAUAGAAAAUAAACUAAGAGCAAAAAUAAAAGCAGAUAUCUGGAAUGCCAUCCGACUUAUGAUAGAUAUUUCUAGAACAAAUCUAACGGCAAAACUUAAAAGAACAAGGAUGAGAAAAAUGAGGAAUACAGUCAUAACAAACGGAAACCCAACUAAAUCAAAUGAAAUAAAUAUAAACACAGUGGAAUCAACUCAGCCAAACUUGACUAGAACCAAACGAAAGAGAAAUAGACGUUUCAAUAGAAAGAGGAAAAGACGAAACAAAGGAGAGAUCGCGACAGUGACCUCAACUUUGUACAAUCUGUCCAAUGUCCAUCUAACUGAGUCACAACGAAAAGUCCUAAAAAAAGGCCUUGGCUUUAGUCCUACUCCCGACAGAUUCGAUAACUUUCAACUGCAAACAGACAUUAAUAAAACAAUUCGCAACUACCGCUUGAAAGAAUACUUUUUUGAUCCAUUCUCCAGUCAAACCAUCAGCGAAGUAGCUGAAACAUAUCCGAAAUCCCUACGUGUUCCAAGUAGAUGGACACCGCCUACAGGGAGAAAUUCUGACUUAGAUCACUUCGCUAACACUCUAAAACGGGAAAUCCAGAAAACGACAUCAAAGAAACGUACAUUUUCCAAUCUCAAAAAAGACGAAGUCGAGGCCUUGAGGGAACUAGAACAAAGAGCAGCAAGGGAUAUCAUCAUAGUACCUGCGGAUAAAGGCGGGGGAACUUGCAUACUCUCCCGAACUGACUACAUCACAGAAGGUAUGCGGCAUCUAUCGGAUAACUUGGUAUACAAGUGCAUUCCAAAAGACAUAUCUAUACAAAUUGGCAACAAAGUAACCAAAUUAUGUCAUAAUAUGAGGGAAGCCGACAUUAUUGAUGACAUACUAUUCAAAGGGAUAACUCCAAAAAGACCUAAACCAGGUCGUUUACGUUUACAACCAAAAGUGCAUAAGAAAAAUCACCCCAGUCGGCCAAUCAUAUCAACAAACGGAACUGCAACGGAAAAAUUAUCAGCUUUCAUAGAUUACAAAUUAACUAACCUCAUGUGCAAAGAGGUAAUACCAUCAUAUGUCAGAGACAGUAUGGAUUUUCUGAAUAUUCUGAAAAAAAUUGACAAUAUUCCGCCAGGAUCUUAUUUGGUAACCAUGGACGUGACUUCCUUGUAUACAAAUAUUCCACAUAAAGAUGGCAUCUUAGCGGUGGAGAAGUAUCUCAGUAAAUAUACCACAGAAAAACGGGAAAUUCCAUAUAUUAAAGAAGCAGUUAAUAUGGUUCUUGAUAAUAAUAAUUUUGUAUUUGACGGAAAGCAUUAUCUCCAAAUCAAUGGGACAGCGAUGGGAACUAAGAUGGCUCCCAAAUAUGCAAACAUAUUUAUGGCAGACUUAGAGUCUGAGAUUCUAGAAACAGCCAAGAUUAGGCCACAAUACUACUAUAGAUACAUCGAUGACUGUUUUCUGAUCUGGACACACGGCGAAACCGAGCUUAUAUCUUUUAUAAACCAUGCGAAUUCAAUACACCCUUCUAUCAAGUUCACAUUCGAAUACUCAACGGAAAACAUUACAUUUUUAGACGUAAAAGUCCAUAUCAUGGACAACAAAUUGGAAACGGAAAUUUACACUAAAGACACGGACUCUCACCAAUAUCUUUUACCCUCCUCAUGCCACCCCAAACAUAUUACUGCAAACAUUCCAAAGGGACUCUUCAUAAGAAUAAGAAGAUCGUGCUCAAAUGUCGAAUUUUUUGACAAACAUGCAGGAAUUAUGAAACGCUAUCUCAUGCAACGAAAUUACGAAGAGACUUCUAUUGACAAAACAAUAAAAUUGGUAAAAGAAAUGAACAGAGAUUACCUUUUAACACCGAAAAGUACAAAACAAGGUCAGCAACUAUUGCCAUUUAUUACCAACUACCACCCAAACCAACCGCACUUUAGAAAAAUAUUUUCGGACUACCAAUAUAUUCUUGACAACAAUGCACGACUAAAAGAGAUUUUCCCUCAACCUCCGAAAAUUGCAUAUAGAAAGUGCCCUACAUUACGCGAUAGACUGGUUAGAGCUAAACUACAACCAGUAAUAUCACAGAAAGUACAAUCUGGUUUUUAUAAAUGUAAUAGAAAAGCAUGCACCACCUGUAAAUAUUCCGAAGAAACAAAAAUAAGUACCGGGAACGUGACGGGAGUCCAUAUAAACAUUAACGAAAGAAUAAGUUGUAAAUCAAAAAAUGUUAUUUAUCUAAUAAACUGUAAGAAAUGUGCGAUGCAGUAUAUCGGCGAGACUGGAAGGUCGUUAAAAUAUCGUAUAACAGAACAUCUGAGAAGUAUUACGAAAAGGAAAUAUGAUUUAGUAGUGGGAGAACACUUCAACAAACUGGGACAUUCAAUAAGUGACUUUUCAGUAACUGGAAUAAAAAAACUAUUCAGAGACCAGGGCUAUCGCCAAACAGUAGAAGCAUACUACAUCAACAAAUUCGGAACAUUGGAACCACAAGGACUCAAUUCACGGGAGAAAUAGACUGUAGACUCAUCUAGGAAUUAUUAUUUAAUAAUAAUUUUCAUUUCAACGUCAUAUAAUAUUUAAAUUUAACAAUCACUCUUUUUCUUAAGUUUAUAUUAUUACUCGCCCCUUGAUUGGCGUUUUAUUUUACUAUUAUUUUCAAGUGUCCCAAGUUUAAUUUUAAUUAUAAUUCGAAACCUUGGAGUUAUGUGCUUGCGAUAUUUUUUUAAUUUUUUA
Styela clava is the source of this 3122-nucleotide messenger RNA. The record is from RefSeq and is a predicted model, not a curated record. NCBI's taxonomy places the organism in Eukaryota, Metazoa, Chordata, Ascidiacea, Stolidobranchia, Styelidae.